CAUUUCAUAAGUUUACAGUAUAUGCAUAGCUUAAUCGUCACAUGAGACAAGAAAUCUACGUUUGUUGCGAAGGUAAUUGUUACGUUACAUUAAUUAUUAAUUGUUUCACUUCCUGCAAUUAAUAGUAUUAGUCUUAUUGUACGGCACUGCACCAACGAGAAAAGAAAACUAAAUAUGUGAUCCAAACGAUUCUUCCUGUCAGAUGACGAUUUAAAAGUUUACACAAAAACGUAUAUAGAUGAAAAAUGUCAAUGAUUGAAUGAAAAAUAUUUUUGUCGGACUAUAUACUGUCGGAUGCAGUUAUACUAAAUAUCUGUAUAAAGUACGAAUGAAACCAUGUUAAAACAAAGUAAUUUUUAUACAUGUAAUAUUGACAUGACGUGGAAAACGUUUGUUCGAGAAUCUGACGAUAUUCCUGAACCGCUUGAGAAAAGAGAACAUCAAUUGGCAUUCGAAGGAAGUGAAGCAAGAAAAACUUACGAAGAAAUUAUAAAUCAGGAAAGUAGCUCAAUCUUGCCAAUAGAGGACCAUAAGAAUAAUAAACAGAAGAAGGUUUCUACUUGUAAGAAUACAGCAAUAAAGAUGGUUAUACCAAAUGAAAAAGUCAAAAAGAAUCAAAAUCCAGAGGAAAAAGUGUCGAUUAAUGCUAUAUUGAAAGCAAUAGAACAAAGAGACAGAAAAUUCUUAUUGAAACAUAUAACACAAGAAAAUGUUAAUUUAACAGAUAAUUUUGGUUGGACACCUCUAAUGUCGGCUACUUAUUGCGGUCAUUUAGACAUUGUAGAAUUUCUGUUAAAUCUGGGAGCUAGCAAAGAAGCAAGAGAAAAGUCUGGUCUUACCGCUGCACAGUUAGCAUUAAAAAAGAAUUAUUUAAAUAUAGUUGCUUUAUUAAAAAAGAAAACAGACACUAGAGGUAAUAAAAUCCCUUCAAAAAUACAUGCUAUUAAUGCAAGAACAAACACUGAUGUUAUAUCACAGACAAGUUCAGAAUUAAUAGAGCCUUUAACAAAUUGCAAUGAAACUGCACUCAACAUUAGAGAUAAUACAAAACGUCAGUCAGAGGAAGAUACUGGGUUUUAUUGUGAAAUUUGUGAGAUUAAUUUUCAUCAAACAUCUUGGAAAAAGCAUGAAACAUCUACACUUCAUAUUUUUAAUACAAAGCCGAAACUACCAAAUGCUAUGUAUGGCAUAUCAAAACAAAGUAAAGGCUAUCAGAUGUUAUUAAACACUGGAUGGGAUGAACAAGUUGGUCUUGGUCCUUUGGGUAAAGGAAUAAAAUAUCCAAUUAAAACAUGUCUAAAAAAUGAUAGAAAAGGAUUAGGUCAAUCAAGUGAAAAAGAAUACAGAGUGACACACUUUAAGGCAGGGGAUGUUGCAGCUGUUAAUGAUACUAAAACUUGCAAACAAAAAUGCUUGAAGAAGAAAGAUAGGGAAAAAUUAUUAAAUAGAGAAGUUAGGAAAGAAAGAGUAUUGCGUAUUAUGAAAUUUGAUCAACAGAUGGCAUUAAAGCAUUUGCAACUGGUAGAAGAAAAAGCAGGUGAGAUUCUAACAGAUCGUCAAGAAAUAGUCGCUUUGGACAAAAGAAGAAAUGAUGAUAGAGUUGGGAUGAGGGCACUGCAAAAGGAAAAACAUAAAAAAGCUUGGGUGACAAUUGGGCCAUUAUUGUUUAAAAUGCCAUCCAAAACUGCUGAGGAAUUGCUCAUUAAAGAUCAAAAGGAAUGUGACAUUGAAAUCAACAAGUUAAGAAGUGAUUUAAAAAUUAAAGUAAAUGAAUUACGAGACUUAGAACUUAAUCCACCUGUUCCAGGCUUAAUGUUAAAACCUAUGUCUCACAAAGAAAUGUCUGCAAUAAAACAAAUCUGGGGUCAAAACUCUUAAAACUAUGUAAGUCCUUUGUUGAUGUAAAUACUCCUACCCAGAAGUAAAGUUUCUAAGCAAGAUUUAUAGCACAGUCAUCUAAGACACACCUAACAAAAUGUGUAAAAUAUAAUGCUAAAUAUUAUUAUCAUUAUUAUUUGUUUUGUAAAUUCAACAUAAUGAUACUUUGUUUUUAUUUAAUCACUGAGUUCCCAAAAGGUGUUGGUUUGCUUCAGUAAUGUAUGAAUCAUGUAGAAACAUAUAUUCUAACUUUUUUGAAGGUAUCAAUUCUUGAACUUUAAUUCUACUCUCAUUUGGACAAUAUGUAAAUUGAUAAAUACGUUUAUCACAUUCUUGAGAAACAACCGCUUUCAUGUGUUCAAAAAAUGCAGAACAAAAACUUGAACAUGUUUCAAAACUCCAAUGAUUCUGUAAUGUAAAAAGAACUAUAGAAUUCUAAACUAUUUACUUAAUUAUAGUAAAAGAGAUGCUACACUUCAAUUACCUUGAAUUUGAUUUUUAAUCUAUCCAAUGUGAAUUUUUUUAUUUUAUAUACAAUACCAGUAUAAUUCCUGCAACCACAUAUAAUCCUUUUUAUACCAACUAUAUGACUUUGGAGCCACCAUUUUAAUAUUCUGGUGGCUCUUUCAUGUUUUAUUUCACCACGGCGAGUAAAUGCUGCAAAACUUAAAGUUUUUAAUUCUAUAAGUUCAACAUUUUUUCCUACUAGUGUGUCCUUUAUUUCAUGCUCAGAGGAAAUGCCAUCAACUUCUGCACCAUAAAGUAAAGUAGUAUUACCAAAUACAGCUUUAAAAACACAAUAGAAUUCUUCAUUCUGGUUUAAUGGUACAGAUAAGUCUGGCAUUCCAGAAGGUUUAUCUAAAGAAAAGCACAAUCAUCAAGUAUUAAUUGUUUAAUUAGAAAUAAUUGAUUAAACCAUAUUUAGUGACAAAUUUUUCAUAACUUGUUACAUAAACCUGUUAAUAGAUACUGCUCAAAUUUGUACCCCCAUGCAGUGCAUUUAUUUUGAUAAGCACUUUGACUUGAUGUUCUUUGUUUUUUUGCAUCAGUAUCAAAACUGCAUAAAUAUAUAGAACCUUUAAAUUUUGCAGCGCAUAUAAUCCACCCUUCUUCAGUAUCAUAUGGCGUGCUAAGUAACGUUGUUAGUACACCUCGGUAACAAAUAAUUUCCGGUUCUAACCUAAGAUAUUAAAAAAACAUCAUACGAGCUUCUCAGCUACCUCAAUUAUUUUUUCGUAAAUAUAAUUAAUCUCAAAGAUCUAACCAUCUACCGUUUUCGUUAUUCGAGUUUUGUAAUUUUAGUUGAUUGAAAUUUUCAGACAACCAUUGUAACAUAAAAUCAAUUUUCAUGUUCUCAUCAGUUUUAUAUAUCGUAUGUUUAUUGUCAUCAAGAUUAAAAUAAACAUUUUUCGGAUCCUGAGGUUCCUUGUAAUACUUUAAUUUUGAUAAAUCAUUGGAAUAACUUUUGUCACCGUCAAUACUGAAAUUACCUACAAUUUGUAAUUCGGUAAAUUGAUUUACGGGUCCUUGUAAAUCUUGAAUUUGAAAAAACAUUGUAUACGAGUAAUUUUUAAAUGUUUCUCACACGUUUAUGUUACAAUAUUUGUUACAAAAUAACUGCGCGUUAGUUUAUGAUACCGCAAAACUGCGACGCCCCAGGACAAAGGGGGUCCCCUAACUAGGGAUUUAGAAAGAUGAUUUUGAAGAUGAAAACUGACCAAUACCACCCACAUUUCUUUCAGAACUCUUCUCUGGAACAACGCAAAGUAGGUAUGCAGUAAAUUACAAUUUCGUUUCAAAGUUUCAAAGCAGUUAUAUUUUCUACUUGAAUAAAUUAUCAUUUGCUGCUAACAUAUUUACUCCUACCCUUGUUUAAAAAUACAUAUCACUAAUUAAGAAAAAUAUAAAAUGAAAUUUGUUAUAUCUAUUGUGGGUAUUUACACAAAUUCAUACAUUCGUAAGGUAAUUCAUAAAAAUAGGAUUUAAAUAAAAACAUAUUAUAAAACCACACAUCAAGAGGUAAAGAAAACAAUACUGUUCGCGGUAGACGUUAUUUAUUAUUUUCUCUAUAUAUAGUUUUUCGUAGGGAUCAACAUGUUUGAAGAAACACAAUGUUACGUACGCCAUCUAGAAUAUGAAAAUUUUCAAUAUACGCACAUUGUAACAGUGAAUACAGUGGAAAUUGACAUGCGUCAAAUAUAAAACUGAUUCUAUGGAAACUUCUUAAUCAUGAAAAAGUCCUGA
Molecule: messenger RNA, 4122 nt
Organism: Nomia melanderi (Alkali bee)
Lineage: Eukaryota; Metazoa; Arthropoda; Insecta; Hymenoptera; Halictidae
Source: RefSeq, a predicted model, not a curated record